AUGAUGCUUUCUAAAAACUUAACUCAAUCACUUCUCAGAUACACCUCUAAUGGUGCUAUAACUAAAAAUGCAUCAUCACGUGGAUUUCAUACUAGUAAAGUAUUAUUAGCAGGAGGACCAUCAACACCAAUAAACUAUCCAUCAUUAGAGAUUCCAAAUGCAGGAGAGACACAAAAAAUGAAUCUUUUCCAAGCCAUCAACAAUGCAAUGGAUAUUUCGCUUCGAACCGAUGAAAAGGCAUGUGUCUUUGGUGAAGACGUUGGAUUUGGUGGUGUUUUCCGUUGUUCUGUUGACUUGCGCAACAAAUAUGGUGCCAAGAGAGUAUUCAAUACUCCUCUCUGCGAACAAGGUAUUGCCGGUUUUGCAAUUGGUCUUGCUGCUCAAGGUGCUACUGCUAUUGCUGAAAUUCAAUUUGCUGAUUAUAUAUUUCCUGCAUUUGAUCAAAUUGUAAAUGAAGCAGCAAAGUAUAGAUAUAGAUCAGGUGGACAAUUUGAUUGUGGUAGUUUGACAUUCAGAUCACCAUAUGGUGCUGUUGGACAUGGUGGACAUUAUCAUUCACAAUCACCAGAGAGUUAUUUUGCCCAAACACCAGGUCUCAAAGUGGUUAUGCCAGCCACACCAAUUGAAGCCAAGGGAUUGUUAUUGGCAUCGAUUCGUGACAAGAACCCAGUAGUCUUUUUUGAACCAAAACUUCUCUAUCGUUCAGCUGUUGAAGAUGUACCAAUUGGCGACUAUGAAAUUGAACUUGGUCGUGCUCGUAUUGUACAAGAAGGAAGUGACUUGACAUUGGUUGGUUGGGGUGCACAGAUGAAGGUUUUGAUGCAAGCAGCUCAAAUGGCCAAAGAAAAGUUGGGACUUUCUAUCGAAUUGAUCGAUUUACGUACCAUCCUUCCAUGGGACGUUGAAUGUGUAGAAAAGUCUGUCAAAAAGACUGGUCGUCUUAUUAUUAGUCACGAAGCACCAAAGACUGGUGGAUGGGCAGCAGAAAUAUCAUCAGCCAUUCAAGAAAGAUGCUUCCUUCAUCUCGAAUCACCAAUUCAACGUGUUUGUGGUUACGAUACUCCAUUCCCUCUUAUCUUUGAAAAGUUCUAUCUUCCAGAUCACUUAAAGAAUUUCGAGGCUAUUAAAAAAUCAAUUAAUUAUUAA
Molecule: messenger RNA, 1146 nt
Organism: Cavenderia fasciculata
Lineage: Eukaryota; Evosea; Eumycetozoa; Acytosteliales; Cavenderiaceae
Gene: bkdB
Product: 3-methyl-2-oxobutanoate dehydrogenase
Exons: 3
Coding region: 1-1146 (381 amino acids)
Biological process (GO): branched-chain amino acid catabolic process; response to nutrient
Molecular function (GO): catalytic activity
Source: RefSeq, a predicted model, not a curated record